AACUGCAAAGCUUUGCAGUUUAAAUGGACGCGCUCAAGAAGUAAUCUUUCUUCAAUUUCAAAUGCUUUAUCUUCUGCAUCAAUCUCCAAAGACGUCCACAAAAUCCAUGCUUUGAUAAUUGCUUCAGGACUCGACCAAUCUUCUUUCUUCUCCGGCAAACUCAUUAGCAAAUAUGCUCAGCUCAAAGACCCCACUUCUUCUCUCUCGGUAUUUCACCGAGUUUCUCCAACCACCAACGUCUAUCAAUGGAACUCAAUCAUUAGAGCGCUUACCCAAAACGGAUUAUACUCUACAGCACUUGAUUUUUAUACCAGAAUGCAAAGGAUGGAACUUGUGCCUGAUAAGUUCACAUUCCCGUCGGUGAUCAAUGCAUGUGCUGGAUUGUUAGAUUAUGGGAUGGGGAAGUUUGUGCAUGAACAUAUUUCCAAGAUGGGUUUCCAAACAGAUUUGUAUAUUGGCAAUGCUUUGGUUGACAUGUACGCAAGGUUUGGUUACUUGGGUAAAGCUCGCAGGGUGUUUGAGGAAAUGCCUCAAAGGGAUAAUGUGUCAUGGAAUAGCUUGAUUUCUGGCUAUAGUUCAAAUAGAUAUUGGGAGGAAGCUCUGGAAAUUUAUCAUUGGUCAAUACUUGUUGGACAGGUACCCGAUUUUUUCACUGUUUCUAGUGUUCUGCCUGCUUGUGGAGGCCUGGUAGCUGUGAAAGAAGGGGAAGUUGUUCAUGGCCUAGCUAUGAAGAUUGGGAUCAAUGAGGAUGUUGUAGUAGGCAACGGACUUCUUUCCAUGUACUUCAAGUUUGAUAGAUUAAUGGAUGCAAGAAGGAUUUUUUAUGAGAUGGUAGUUAGAGACACUGUUAGUUGGAACACUGUGAUUUGUGGGUUAAUUCAAUUCAAUCUGUUUGAAGAAUCAACUAAGUUUUUUAUAGAAAUGAUGAAUAGAUUUACACCUGAUUUGUUGACAAUUACAUCUGUUAUCCGUGCUUGUGGCCAUCUAAGGGACUUGGAGCUGGGCAAAUUUGCCCAUGACUUAAUGGUGAGAAUCGGGUAUGGAUGCGACAUUACUGCAGGCAAUAUUCUUAUUGAUAUGUAUGGAAAGUGUGGU
This is a messenger RNA of Carica papaya (papaya), 1095 nucleotides long. Lineage: Eukaryota; Viridiplantae; Streptophyta; Magnoliopsida; Brassicales; Caricaceae. The record is from RefSeq and is a predicted model, not a curated record.